AUGGAUUGGCCAGACAAAUUCCUGUUAACGAACCAGUUGGUGGAGGCGGUGGCAGUUCCUCCAUGCUGGAAGAAGCUCCGACUGGUAUAUGCUGAUUCUUUCCUUCCCUUGCCCAAUUAUGUGUGCAAUUUGUUCAGGAAGCCAGCAAAGGGAAAGAACAUCAGGAAACGAACCUCCACUGAAGAAGGAGACGGUGAACGUGAGGAAGAAGAAUCCACAAUUGUCAUCAACAAGAAGAAGCAAGUGGCUUCGGACAACAAGCUCCGUUUCUCAAGCGGAUCGGCUAAGACCUCGAAAGAAUCUGAGGUGGAUAAACCCAAAGCCACGGUCUUCAAAUACCAGUCGUCCAGAGAAAUCCAGGUCCACAACGAUAACCGGGCCACGGCCACCCUGGAAACUGAGACCGAGUUCUCUAGAGAUGCACAUGCCAUCAGAGAGAGAGUCCUUAAGCAAGCCGAGGAGGCUCUCAAGGGUAAAAACAAAGCUGACGGGUCAGAAAAGAUAUAUAAGGGCAUGCAUGGGUACACUGACUACAAGGCUGGGUUCAGGAGAGAGCACACGGUUGCUAGUGAGAAGGCCAGUGGGGCCAUGGGCCCCUUAGGGCCUCGGCCCACAUAA
Messenger RNA from Striga hermonthica, 618 nucleotides. The record is from the annotation of a GenBank genome assembly. Lineage: Eukaryota; Viridiplantae; Streptophyta; Magnoliopsida; Lamiales; Orobanchaceae.